This is a messenger RNA of Abrus precatorius (Indian licorice), 3869 nucleotides long. RefSeq names its product probable LRR receptor-like serine/threonine-protein kinase At1g06840. Gene Ontology annotation, molecular function: ATP binding; protein binding; protein kinase activity. The record is from RefSeq and is a predicted model, not a curated record. The coding region runs from base 673 to 3633 and encodes 986 amino acids. The transcript is spliced from 20 exons. Lineage: Eukaryota; Viridiplantae; Streptophyta; Magnoliopsida; Fabales; Fabaceae. Gene Ontology annotation, biological process: protein phosphorylation.
CGAUUUGGUGUGUUUGACUAAUGAGAAAGCGGAUACACCAACCACGAUGACAAUGCAAAUUGCCAUUUCAGAAACUUAGACAGAUAACUUUCUCAUUUUAAUUUAGUAAACAAUGAAAAAUGAAGAUUUAAAAGAAAAAAAAUGUUAUUCGGGUCUUCAAUGAAUCAUUUAGUAUUAUCAUUAUUUUAUGAUGACAGAAUGAUCUAGCUAAUAAGAUCCUCACGGGCUCACUAUUUUUGACUUUGGAUUUUCAUUGCAAGCCUUUUACUUCACUUUUCAGAUAUCAAACUCAUUCACUCUACCAAGUUUUCACAUUUUGAAUCAUCCCUUCUUCUCAAGUGAGAUUUUUGGAUAAGGAAUUUACUUAAGCAAUUCACAACUGAGAUUCUGAUUCAUAAAUAGAACAUAAGCUAAUGCUAUAGUUUUGAGUUUUAGUUAUUUGGGAAAGUUAAGUUCCACAAGUUUGCCACCUUUGAACUUCUUUCUUUCAAGUUUCCAACCAGAAAAAUCAACCGGAGUUAUUGUACGAGGCUUGCUUUCAGCAUUUAUUUAUUUUUUUAAAUAAUUGAUUUUACCUGUGAAAUUGACAUCAUGAUAAGGUUUCCAUGUAUUUUUGUGAUGAAAUUUUAGACCAAUAAAGUAUUCAUUUUUUGUUCUGAAUGUACGGUAUGAAUGAAUCUUAUUCCUUACAAUGUUUAUUACUUCCUUUAUUCAUCAUCCCUUCGUCCAUUUGGUUGGUUUAUAGGAUAUACUGUGAUGCCGGCUCUGAGAAGUCAUGGAUAUGCCUUGGCUGUUUCGUUUUGUUUUAUCAUCUUCAUAGCAGCCUCACAAAGAACAGACCCUACAGAAGUUGAUGCACUGAUACACAUCAAGAAAAGUUUGAUUGAUCCCAAGGACAAUCUGAAGAGCUGGAAUAAGGGUGAUCCAUGUGCAUCAGACUGGACAGGAGUAUGGUGUUUUGAUAAGAAGGGUGCUGAUGGAUAUUUCCAUGUUCGUGAGAUCUACUUAAUGACAAUGAAUCUCUCGGGAACUCUAGCACCACAGCUUGGUCAGCUAUCCCAUCUUGAGAUACUGGAUUUCAUGUGGAACAAUCUGACAGGAUCAAUACCAAAGGAGAUUGGAAAUAUUACGGCAUUGAGACUCUUGCUCCUGAAUGGGAAUAAGUUAUCUGGUAGUUUACCAGAUGAGCUUGGCAACCUUAAAAAUUUGAAUAGACUCCAAUUAGACGAAAAUCAAUUAUCCGGUCCUAUACCGGAGUCAUUUGCUAACUUGAUCAAUGUCAAACACCUUCAUAUGAACAACAACUCUUUUAAUGGUCAACUUCCAUCCAAACUUUCUAAGCUACCCAACCUUAUGCACCUGCUUGUGGACAACAAUAACUUAUCUGGCUAUCUUCCACCAGAAUUCUCCAUGUUACAUGGGUUGGCAAUACUCCAACUUGAUAACAAUAAUUUCAGCGGGAGUGGAAUUCCUUCUACCUAUGCAAACUUAUCAAGGCUAGUAAAACUAAGUCUAAGAAACUGCAGUCUGCAAGGUGCUGUUCCUGAUUUCAGUUCAAUACCCAAGCUUAGCUAUUUAGAUCUUAGCUGGAAUCAGUUCACUGGACAAUUACCAUCAAAGAAACUGGCAGACAAUAUGACAACUAUUGAUCUGUCCAAUAAUCGCCUGAAUGGAUCUAUUCCUCAAAGCUUCUCAUAUCCUCAUCUCCAGAACUUGUCACUUGAGAACAAUUUACUGUCUGGGCACAUCCCUUCUAGCAUAUGGCAGAACAUGUCCUUCAGUGAGAAAGCUAAACUUACAAUUGAUCUCCAUAACAACUCAUUUUUGGAUGUCUUGGGAAAUUUGAAGCCCCCAAAAAAUGUUACCUUGAGGCUUUCUGGCAAUCCUAUCUGCAAGAAUUCUAGCGUGCAAGGAAUUCGUCAAUAUUGUGGACCUGAAGGAGGUGAAGCAACUCAAGACUCAACAAACUCAAAACCUAGCUGUCAAGUUCAAUCUUGUCCAACGGAUAACUUUUAUGAAUAUGCUCCCUCUUCUCCAGUUCCUUGCUUUUGUGCAGCACCUUUGAGAAUUGGAUACAGGCUGAAAAGUCCAAGUUUUUCUUACUUUCCUCCCUAUCAAACUAGUUUUGAAAACUAUAUUACUGAGUCCUUAAACUUAGACCUUUAUCAACUUUCAAUAGAUUCAGUUGCUUGGGAAGAAGGACCUCGUCUCAGAAUGUAUUUAAAACUUUUCCCUGCCUACAAUGAUUCAAAUUCUAACAUGUUCAAUACUAGUGAGGUUCGUCGCAUUAAAGGCUUGUUCACAUCAUGGCAAUUUGCUCGCAAUGAUCUUUUUGGACCAUAUGAGCUCAUGAACUUCACUCUUCUUGGACCUUAUGCAAAUUUAAUUAUUGAUUCGGGGAAGAGAAAAACUAGUGUGGGCAUAAUAGUUGCCGCAACAAUAGCAGCUGCUGCCUGUGUUUUAUCAAUAUCUGCAAUAAUCAUUCUUCUGAUUUCUAGAAGACAUUGGAAAUACCAGCACAAGAUUUCCAGGAAGCGAAUGUCCUCUAAUAUAUCUAUCAAAAUAGAUGGCAUGAAAGUGUUUACUUUCAAAGAAUUGGCUCAUGCUAGCAACAAAUUUAAUAUCUCAACUAAAGUUGGCCAAGGAGGUUAUGGCAAUGUUUAUAAAGGCAUUUUAUCUGAUCAAACAUUUGUGGCCAUUAAGCGAGCAGAAGAAGGUUCCUUACAAGGGCAAAAAGAGUUUUUGACCGAGAUUGAGCUUUUAUCAAGGUUACACCAUCGGAAUCUUGUCUCACUGAUUGGAUACUGUAAUGAAGAAGGGGAGCAGAUGUUGGUUUAUGAAUUCAUGCCCAAUGGCACCUUAAGGGACUGGAUUUCUGGUAAAAGAAAAAAAACCAAGGAUGGCCUAAAUUUUGGCAUGAGGUUGAGAAUUGCAAUGGGUGCAGCCAAAGGCAUACUUUAUCUGCAUACAGAAGCUAACCCUCCUAUAUUCCACCGAGAUAUUAAAGCCAGUAACAUUCUUUUGGACUCCAAGUUUACAGCUAAAGUGGCAGAUUUUGGAUUGUCACGGCUUGUACCAUACUUAGAUGAAGAAGGAACUGCUCCAAAAUAUGUGUCAACAGUUGUGAAGGGAACACCAGGUUACCUGGACCCAGAAUAUUUGUUGACUCAUAAGUUGACUGAUAAAUGUGAUGUCUAUAGCUUAGGAAUUGUGUUUUUGGAGCUUUUGACGGGCAUGCAACCUAUAUCACAUGGCAAAAACAUUGUCCGUGAGGUUAAUGUGGCAUAUCAAUCUGGGCAGAUAUAUUCCAUCAUAGACAACAGUAUGGGUUUUUAUUCAUCUGAUUGCUUGGAAAAGUUUUUAACACUAGCCCUUAGUUGUUGCCAAGACAAUCCAGAAGAAAGACCAUCAAUGCUAGAUGUGGUCAGGGAAUUAGAAGAUAUCAUUGCAAUGUUGCCUGAAAGUGAAACUAGUUUCUCUGAUGUUACCUUGGAUAGUUCUGGUAAAAUGGCACCUUCAUCAUCAUCAUCAACAUCAGGAUCCCAUGUGAUAAGAGAAGAACAACACAUGUCCUCAUAUGUGUCAGGAAGUGAUCUUGUUAGUGAUGUCACUCCCACCAUUGUUCCUCGUUGAGUCUGCUAUGUUAAUUGCCAACAUAUUUUGAAAGAUGUAAUUAUGAUUUUUUUAUACCAAGGUUUUGAUUAAUAUUAAAGGAUAAGAAGUUUAUUAGGUAAAUAGCUAUUACCCUUCUCUUGGGGGAUGUUGUAAAUUCUAUACGUGUAAUUUAUAACAAAAUACUCUACUAUUUCGGUCAAAAAAGAGUGAAAAACCACCAAUCAUCCUAAUAAAUCAAUUGACAAGAAGUUGUU